ACAAAAUUAAUUAUAAAAAUGAACAAAAGAACUACGGUAUUAUAUCUAGUACUUAAUGUAUUUUUUUCGAUACUAAUAGUCUUGUUAAACAAAUGGGUGUACUAUAACAUUGGUUUUCCAAACAUAACUCUGUCAAUGAUACACUUUAUAGUGACAUUUAUUGGGUUGAUAAUUUGUGAAAAAUUUGAUGUAUUUUGUAUAAAAGAUGUUGCUGUUAAAGAAAUGUUAUUUAUUGCAAUGACCUUUUGCGGUUUCGUUGUGCUGACAAAUUUGAGUUUAGCACACAAUACAGUUGGGACUUAUCAGAUUGCUAAAAUGUUGACAACUCCAUGUGUCAUUAUCAUACAAAUGUCAUUUUAUAACAAACACUUUGGUCUCCCAGUUAAAUUAACACUCAUUCCAAUUGUAUUGGGAGUAAUUAUUAAUUUUUAUUACGAUAUACAAUUUAAUAUUCUAGGAACUAUUUAUGCGACUCUUGGAGUACUUGUGACAUCGCUUUAUCAAGUGUGGAUCAAUCAAAAACAAAAAGAACUACAAAUGGACCCUAUGCAACUUUUGUAUUAUCAAGCUCCUUUGUCUGCUCUAAUGCUCUUAUUUAUUGUACCUAUUGUUGAACCUGUUGGUAGUACCUUGAGCCACAAUUGGUCUAUUUUUGAUAUGGUCAUGGUCCUGUUUUCUAGUAUUGUAGCAUUUUUUGUUAAUCUUACGUCUUAUUGGAUCAUUGGAAAAACAUCGCCCUUAACAUACAAUAUGGUUGGACAUUGUAAAUUUUGUUUAUUAUUAUUAGGUGGUUCAAUUGUAUUUAAAGAAUCUCUAGCGUUAAAUCAAGCUAUUGGAAUUACAUUAACUUUAGGAGGAAUUAUUUCUUAUACUCAUAUGAAAGACAAUCAAUUGACUGCAGAGUCACAAAUUGAAGAAGGAAAGCCUUUUGUGCAUAAGAUAUAA
Messenger RNA from Cotesia congregata, 945 nucleotides. The record is from the annotation of a GenBank genome assembly. Lineage: Eukaryota; Metazoa; Arthropoda; Insecta; Hymenoptera; Braconidae.